GGGGAGUAACUCUUUCUUCCAGUCCAAAACAAUGGCGGGAAGUUUGUAAAUAAAGUAUUAAAGGACAUGUCAAACAACAUGAUAGACAGCAUUUCCACAUCAGUGACUGCCAGUAGCUGUAGUGGAGUGGAUGCAGUGGCUGAUGAUGUUGCUGUGUAUGAAACUCAGUACUUUGAUUUCACUCCAAAGUCUUUCUACAAUGGCAUGUAUAAUGCAGUCAGCGAAUACAUAUUUGAAGCUCUUGCUACUAUGGAAAGAGUUCUGGGUGAAGAGUGUCACGAUGUGAUGUCUCCAAGCAGCAUCAAGGAAGCAAUGUCCAGAUUUAAACCCCAUGUGGAUAAAACCAUCAACCGAGCUUUCGACAAGCUUGAGAUAUACUUGGAUGAGAAUAUUUUCCAUAUUCCGAGCAAUGUCGUGUUGCCAGAAGACAAAAUACAGCUGAGUCAUCCAGUGAGCCGAGAGGAGAUGCACAGCCUGGAUAAAGAGAUGGAUGUUCUGAGAAACAAAAUAUUAGCCGUAAAGUACGCCAACAUGUGCAUUGCCCACGAUAUCAAGUCAGCAGAUGAUGCACAUGCCAAGAUUAGUCAGAUGCUCAAACAUAUGAAAGACAUGAGAAACAUCGUCCGAACGGCAGGAAUUUCUGAUAUAAGGGAUACUCUGACCCACUGUGCAGACCAGACAAUGAUGUUAAUGAAGAAUGCGACAUACUUACAGACUGCGACGAGUAUCGACAGCUCAGAGACUUCAUCAGAACCUGUCACAAAAAAAUCCAAGACAUACCCACUUUGAUUUGACAACAGCUGUUGGCCAAGACAGACACGUUUACUAUUACUGCAUGCUUUGGCAAUGUGCGAAAUGUAUAGAUGGUGUCAAAAAAUCAUAGAAUUUCUUCGACACAAAACAGACAUUUGGUUAUUUUUAUAAGUGUUAGAACAUUUAAAAAAAUAUAUUUAUAUUGGCCAAGACAGAGAAGGUUACUAUUAUUGCAUGCUUUGGCAGUGUGCGAAAUGUAAAGCUGUUGUCAAAAAAUAGAAUUUUUUCGACACAAAACAGACGGGCAGCAUUUGAUUAUUUAUAAGUGUUAGAACAAAUAGAAAAAAUAUUUAUAUUAGCUAAGACAGACAAGUUUACUACUGUUGCUUGCUUUCGCAAUGUAUGAAUGAAAUGUAAAACUGGUGUUGAAAAACAGAAUUUCUCAGAACAGGCAACAGUUGGUUAUGUGUCGAAACAUUUAAAAAAAAAAAAAAUUGUUUGUGCCAGUAAUCUACACUGGACCAUCAUUAAUAAAUCAAAAGUGUACGGUCACCAAACAUAUUAAUAAAAUUGUCACAACUCUUU
Messenger RNA from Gigantopelta aegis, 1338 nucleotides. Its product is annotated as protein MIS12 homolog. The coding region runs from base 67 to 789 and encodes 240 amino acids. The transcript has 8 exons. Gene Ontology annotation, biological process: protein localization to kinetochore; kinetochore assembly; mitotic sister chromatid segregation. The record is from RefSeq and is a predicted model, not a curated record. Gene Ontology annotation, cellular component: nucleus; chromosome, centromeric region. NCBI's taxonomy places the organism in Eukaryota, Metazoa, Mollusca, Gastropoda, Neomphalida, Peltospiridae.